Messenger RNA from Columba livia (rock pigeon), 7412 nucleotides. RefSeq names its product exostosin glycosyltransferase 1 (gene EXT1). Gene Ontology annotation, molecular function: glycosyltransferase activity. The transcript has 11 exons. Gene Ontology annotation, cellular component: membrane. The record is from RefSeq and is a predicted model, not a curated record. The coding region runs from base 363 to 2594 and encodes 743 amino acids. NCBI's taxonomy places the organism in Eukaryota, Metazoa, Chordata, Aves, Columbiformes, Columbidae.
GGGCGGGCGGGAGCGUGGCGGAGGAGAGGGCAGGCAGCGGCGGGAAGGCGGGAGCGGGGCUGCCCCGGUGCCCGCCCCGCGCGGGGGGCCGGCCCCUGAGUGCAUGCGGGGCGCCCCGCCGGGCCGCCGCCGGCCCGCCGCCGCCCGCCGCCCCUGAGACACCGGCGGGGAGAAAGUUGCGGCGGUCGCCCACAUGCGCGGCCCCGGCCGGCGGCUUGGGGAACGGCGCCGAGCGGAGGUGGGCGAAGAGAGUUUGAAGCGCUCGCCGGCGGGAAGAUGGCGGAGCGGAGCUGAGAGCGGCGCCCGGCGAGCUCGGGCCGCCCCCGCCUUCCUCCGCAGCCCCCCGGACCCCCGCCGGACACAUGCAGGCCAAAAAACGCUACCUGACGCUGCUCUCCGCCGGCACCUGUCUCGCCCUGCUGCUCUACCUGGGAGGCGUGCGGCUGCGGGCGGCCCGGCACCCCGCGCCCGGUAGCCGGCAUGGCCCGCCCCCGCGCCCCGGCGCCGAGCGGCCCUGGCCCCGCUUCCCCGACGCCCUGCGGCCCUUCGCGCCCGCCGAGCGGCCGGGCCCCGAGGGCGGCGGCGGGCGCGUCUCCCCCCGGCAGCGGCGGGACGCCAGCGCCGGCCUGUACCGCGGGCGCCGCUGCCGCAUGGAGUCCUGCUUCGACUUCGCCCAGUGCCGGAAAAACGGCUUCAAGGUCUACGUGUACCCGCAGCAGAAGGGGGAGAAGAUCGCCGAGAGCUACCAGAACGUCCUGGCCGCCAUCGAGGGCUCCCGCUUCUACACCUCCGACCCCGGGCAGGCCUGCCUCUUCGUCCUCAGCCUGGACACGCUGGACCGGGACCAGCUCUCCCCCCAGUACGUGCACAACCUCCGCUCCAAGGUGCAGAGCCUCCACUUGUGGAACAACGGCAGAAACCACCUGAUUUUUAAUUUAUACUCUGGCACCUGGCCCGACUACACGGAGGAUGUGGGGUUCGACAUCGGCCAGGCCAUGCUGGCCAAAGCCAGCAUCAGUACUGAAAACUUCAGACCCAACUUUGACGUUUCUAUCCCGCUCUUUUCUAAGGAUCAUCCUAGGACAGGAGGGGAGAAGGGAUUUUUGAGGUUUAACACCAUCCCUCCUCUCAGGAAGUACAUGUUGGUAUUCAAGGGGAAAAGGUACCUGACGGGGAUAGGGUCAGACACCAGGAAUGCCUUAUAUCACGUCCAUAACGGAGAGGAUGUUGUCCUCCUGACCACCUGCAAGCAUGGCAAAGACUGGCAAAAGCACAAGGAUUCGCGCUGCGAUCGAGACAACGCUGAAUACGAAAAGUAUGAUUACCGUGAAAUGCUGCACAAUGCCACUUUCUGUCUGGUUCCCCGUGGCCGCAGGCUUGGCUCUUUCAGGUUUCUGGAAGCUUUGCAGGCCGCCUGUGUCCCGGUGAUGCUCAGCAACGGAUGGGAGCUGCCCUUCUCGGAAGUGAUUGAUUGGAACCAAGCUGCCGUCAUAGGCGAUGAGAGAUUGUUAUUACAGAUUCCUUCUACAAUCAGGUCUAUCCAUCAGGAUAAAAUCCUAGCACUUAGACAGCAGACACAGUUCUUGUGGGAGGCUUAUUUUUCUUCAGUUGAGAAGAUUGUAUUGACUACACUAGAGAUUAUUCAGGACAGAAUAUUUAAGCACAUAUCACGUAACAGCUUAAUAUGGAACAAACAUCCCGGAGGGUUAUUUGUACUGCCACAGUAUUCCUCAUAUCUGGGAGAUUUUCCUUACUACUAUGCUAAUCUCGGUCUGAAGCCUCUUCCCACAUUCACUGCCGUUAUCCACGCAGUAACUCCCCUGGUUUCCCAAUCUCAGCCUGUGCUGAAACUCCUGGUUGCUGUAGCCAAGUCCCAGUACUGUGCACAGAUUAUUGUUUUAUGGAAUUGUGAUAAACCCCUCCCAGCCAAACACCGCUGGCCUGCCACUUCUGUGCCUGUCAUAGUCAUUGAAGGAGAAAGCAAGGUUAUGAGCAGUCGCUUCCUACCCUACGACAACAUCGUGACAGAUGCAGUGCUGAGCCUGGAUGAGGACACCGUGCUCUCCACCACUGAGGUGGAUUUUGCCUUUACAGUUUGGCAAAGUUUUCCAGAGAGGAUCGUAGGGUAUCCUGCUCGCAGUCACUUCUGGGACAACACUAAGGAGAGGUGGGGGUACACCUCCAAAUGGACUAAUGACUAUUCCAUGGUAUUGACAGGAGCUGCUAUUUACCACAAAUAUUAUCACUACCUGUACACUCAUUACCUGCCUGCCAGCCUAAAGAAUAUGGUGGACCAACUGGCCAAUUGUGAGGACAUUCUAAUGAAUUUUUUGGUGUCGGCUGUGACAAAAUUGCCUCCAAUCAAAGUAACACAGAAAAAACAGUAUAAGGAGACCAUGAUGGGACAGACGUCCCGGGCCUCGCGCUGGGCCGACCCCGACCACUUCGCCCAGCGGCAGAGCUGCAUGAACACUUUCGCCAGCUGGUUUGGCUAUAUGCCGCUGAUCCACUCUCAGAUGAGGCUCGACCCUGUCCUCUUUAAAGACCAGGUCUCCAUCCUGAGGAAGAAGUACCGGGACAUUGAACGACUCUGAGGAGCGCUGCCGAGGGGGCCGAGCCGCCCCUGCCCCGCGUGGCCGCCGUGCCGGGAGCCAGACUGUGCCGCCGGCAGCAAGCGCCCGACAUGGCGCCGGACUGCGCCGGGCCCCGGCAGGCUGCUGCCGCCCCAGAAUAGGUCGUGUACAGUUUCAUUAUGGAACAUUAAAUAAUUAUUUUUGAAAUGAUUGCUAUGCAGGUUUAAACUUUUUUAAUGAUCAAAAAAAAAAACCUAUUAAAAACAGAGUUCUUUCUUUAAUCAAAAUUGUGUUGUUGUGAAUAUUUCAAAGCUGCCGUUUCUUUCUUUCAUGCAUUUGAUUGUCAUUGCAAUUUUCAUUCAUUUUCCCCUGGAAAGUUAAACACUUGAAUCUCAAGGGGAGAAAAUGCAGCAGGUUCAGAAACAAACUGAGCACAAUCAGGACAGAGCCCAAGUAUUAACCUUCCUCAUUUACUGCUGACUUUUAAUUCUUUUUUUUUCCCAGUUUUCCCCAGGCCGGUAGCAGCCACUAUGGCAAAGCUCCUCUGAACGGACGGAAAACUGGAGAACCCCCAGCAUGCCAGAGGGAAGCACAGAUCCUUCUGCCUGGGGACCCUGUUUUUAAAGGCGAUGAGCCUGGCCUCGCUGGGGAGAGGAACGUCCCUGCCGAGGGGCACACUGGGGACCUGGCAGCAGAGACACAUCCCAGUGGCCCUGGGCACCGCAGGGGCCAUCAGCACAGCGGCCACAUGUGGCCUCAGCCUCCGCUGCCUGGGGCUGUGGCGGCUGAAUUUCUAGAAAUAGCUUUGGUUUGAGGGCAAAAGGAGUGUGGGUGAAAAAAAGAAAGCAUGUUAGUGCUCUCGGUGCAGGAGUUUGGCCUGUAACAAAUUGGUUUAUAUGAAAUCAAAGCAUGGGGUUUUUUGGUUUUUUUUUUUAAGCGCAAAUAGGUGGAGAAAUUCCCUCCUGGAGGUCUGACACCUGAAGUUAAGUGCGCGGUCAGACACUGGGUAUCGGUGGCAGCGGGUGCUCCCAGGCGUGCUUGGGGCAGGCUCACUCGGACUAAAAACCUGCCCCUGAAAUACCAGCGUUGCUCAUGCUCCAAAUGGUUUUAUCAUUUCAAAUGGGAGUGGUUUUAAAUUGAAAUAUUCCAGUUGUUCAUUUCUCUGUAGUGCUGUUCUUAUUUAUGUGUUUCUUUCAACUGAAGAAUGAAAACAAAAGCAGUGAUUUUGGUUAGGAAGACACCAUUCCUAUUUGCUAAGAAAAUAAGCACUUUAAAAAUGUUUUGAACUCUAACAUUUUGAUGAGGUGCAGUUGGGGUGCUAUGUAACAAUUGCCACCCCCCAAGAGAAGACCAGCAGGCCUUUCUAUACCUCAUUCCUUGGUAAACAGGCGGUCUGGUAGGAGGCGUGAAGAGUAGCUGCAGUGCUAGGAAGGGUGGACCAGAAUUUUCACCAUUUUCAUUUGGGUUCAGGCACCUAUUUAUUAUGCAGCUUUAAGCAACUCCCACAACUGAGGCAUGCCUCAGUUUCCUCAUUUGUAAAAGCAGCAGUUACUGGUUGUAGAGGGAACGCUGUCAAGCCUAAAAAAUUUCUCUUGCUGAUAAGACCAGAAUUCCAAAGUGGAAGGUUGCUUUAAAAGUGCAAAGUAGAUAUUGCUAAAUGUUUGGAUGCAACCUGACAUGUAGAGUCUUGCAAAGAAUGCUUUGCUUUGCAUAUGUAUUGCAGUAUUUGAACAGAGCACAGCAAGUUAGGGCAGGAGCAUCAGGUUCCUGACAUUUUGUGUUAAAUCUGAACCAAAUAUUUAAAGGAAUCUGCCAAAAUGUAUGAGACUGCAGCAUGUGACUUAUGGUGCUGAAAGGCAGAGGUGCCGCUUUUCCCCCCUAAUUUUGCUCUCCCAACCCCUGGCCACUCAGUCUCACCUCACACCUUCUGCCAUGCUGGUGCUUCUGUGAGUCCAUUUAACUCGCUAAAAUUGCAGUGAUUUAUUGAUUUUUUUAGUGCCAUUUUAGGGAGUUAAAUCAGCAUGUGGAGAGAUUCAUAAAGAGGGAAGGGUUGGUAGGCAGGGCCAGGGAAGGAAGGGGAGCAGGUUAUGGUCCUGUCUUUGUAGGGUAAGCUGCUAAUUCAGCUCCUCACAUCCCAUAAAAACAUGAACCUCACUUCUCUGUGCUCUCAGGUCUGUGCUUGCUGAUCUGUGGGGGAAGGUGAAGUCCCGAGGUUUGAUUUUCUAGGGUGGAUGGCUCAGCAGCUCUCAUGUGGCUUUUUCCUCUUGAAGAUCAGACCGUUCUCUCAGGGACUGGAAUACACCGUCUCCUUAGACUUGGUUUUUGGAGGAUAUGUCAAGCACUGGGUGAGGUUGGCAGGGCUCACACUUUGCUCAUGUCUCCAUUUGCAAUUAAUGGUCUGCAGCCAGCAAGAGGGGCCAGGGAGAGGGAAAGAGGCGACCCUACAAAAACAAGAAUUACAAUUCUCCUUGGGUUUUAGUUAAUGCCAUUUUCGGGCACGUGUGUUGGGUUUUUAGUAAAAAAGGGAGUAGCUAACCAUUUUUGGAGUGCAGUGAGUCAGGCCAAGCUUCGCAGCUCUUUGACAUUCUGUUAUCGUCACUUUUUGGGGCGGCUGAAAGAGACUGUGCUAAAGCUCGCUCCCAGUGUGAUUCGGGGCCCUUUCUCUUUGCAGACCGCUAAUUAAACAAGUAACAAUUAAAGGCUUAGCUCUGGACGGGAUGCGGAUAGGUAGGAGCAUUUCUCUUUGCAGCACGUUACCCGGGCACAGCCGGCUCUCUAGGAAAGAAUGUGCCUCGCGGCCAGUCUUGGGAACGGCCGUCGGGCUCCGUGUCCGUGUCCUGGGGACCCAGGGCAAGAGCUGGAGGCAGAUCCAGCUCAGAGACUCUGUGUGUUAUGCUCCAUGUGGAUGGGCACUGUUGUCCAGCGCUCCCAAGGACACUGGGCAUGAUUCCGAGCCUCCCGUGUGUAUCUGUGUUGGACAGAGCUGUGUUGCUUCCUUAGUGAAUGAAAUCACCCUUUUAUCUCGUCCUACAUGCGACUGAAUGGUUCCUUAUUUUUUUUUUCCUCCCUUCCCUUAAUUCAGAUGGUGCUGAAACAAGGUUCAACUCCUUGUUGCUCCUUUUGUAGCUUUUGUUUUUUUAAUUGUUUUUCAUUAACAGCAGGCUAUGUUAGCCUUUACUUUACAGGUACUUGAAUACCUGAUGACUUGACUGAGUGUUACGCAUGUGGCCUUUCGUAAAGGUUACUGACCUUAAUUUAAUCAGGGGUGAGAUGGAUGGAUGAAUGUGAAUAAAUCCAUGCCAUUAAAACAGAAUAAAAGUAGGGAUUAGAGUUUGGGAGAACUGAUGAUUUUUUAAUUGAAAUUAUUAAAGAAAAUUAAAAAGAAAAAGAAAAAAAGAAACCCUUCCUAGUUACAAUUUGAAUGAGAAGGAGGAGAUAUUCCUAAUGAGAAAAAUGCGACACAACUAUAGGGGCAAACUCCCAAGAUGGAAAGUGCCUGGCUCUCCCUGCAGUCCCUUGGGCCUGGACAAGAUUUUAUUUGCCCUCUUUCUAUUUUGUGAAAAACUCUAAUUAUUACCAUGACUUUUUCUAGAUGUGAAUGUUUAAGCUUCGUAACAAUUUCAUAGUGAACAUGCUGGUGUGCUCAUGCGUGGCUAUCGAGCGCUUUGAUCUUUUCCAUCGGAAAACAUCCUGGAUUUGAUCAAUUUGAGAUUGCAAUUUCUUGUUCAGAGCCAACUUUGACAAAGAAAUAAAUCUUUCACCCAUGAGCGCCUUUUAAAAUAGCUCAUUUACCAAAAGAUAUCAUUUGGAGAAUGAAAGUAAUUGUUCGAUACUGAAACAAUGAAAGAAACAGCUAGCAGUAGACAUGGCGGGGGGUUACAGUAUUUAAGUUCCCAGUGUAAAAUCCAGUGUCCUCCUUUUUCUUGCUCCCCUCACAUCAAAACUACAAGUCCACUCAGUGUUUGUUAUAACGUCUGUAUUGAUUGACAGCAAGUUUAUUAAUUCUUCCAGUGAAACACCCUCUUCCAUCAUGGGAUGGGUUGGUGGUCUCCUCUUUUUUGCCCGCAGGGCUCCGCGGGUCUCAUGGGGGGGCCCAGGGUCUUCCGAGCAGGGACUGGCCCUGCGCAGGGUCUCAGCUGGUGCCCGACAGAAACAAAACCGCAUCUUUCAAAACAUUGCGCAUCUCACCCUUGUUUAAAACUUAAGUCAAGCUGGCCUUUAUACUACUCUUCAUACACGUUUUUUAAGUUGGAGUUAAAUUAGGGGGGGCUAUGGGACUCGUCAUAUGCUUUUGGAUGCUCCCUCCCACAAUUUCAUAAUAUUUUUAGUGACUAUUUCGCAGUGGAUUAGUGAUGAUCCAAUGGGCCUUGCGACCUUGUACAUACUCCUGUAUAUUUAUUUUGAGAGAAAAUAUGUAUAGUGUUUGGAUUAUGAGAACGGAAACCUGAAAUGGAAGUUCUUAGGUGGGCAAAUGUAAAGCAAAAAAGCAAACAAAAAAUACAAUCUUAUUUUGUAUUAAAUGUACAUUUUUGAGAAAAAUAAGUUUCUAAUGCAUUACCAAUGUUUUCAUAGUGCUGCCACAUCUUUUUAAAAGUGUUUCUCCCUCUUUGUUUGACUAUUGACAACAUGGUGCAAUUAAACCUAAAGGAAGUGUGUGAGUGAGAGAAAAAGAGAGAAUGAGAAAUUUAAAAGCCAUAUAAUUUGGUUUUCUUCAUUAACCUGUAUAACAUCAUAGGUUUACCAUCUAAGAUAGGUUGCUUUUAUAGAUAGUGUCACCAAAGACUUUUUUUCUUAAGGUUUAUUUUGAAAAGUUGUUAAUAAAGGACGUACAUUUCUGUU